Messenger RNA from Seriola dumerili (greater amberjack), 2196 nucleotides. RefSeq names its product sterol O-acyltransferase 2-like (gene soat2). The coding region runs from base 170 to 1765 and encodes 531 amino acids. Gene Ontology annotation, cellular component: endoplasmic reticulum membrane. Lineage: Eukaryota; Metazoa; Chordata; Actinopteri; Carangiformes; Carangidae. Gene Ontology annotation, molecular function: cholesterol O-acyltransferase activity; cholesterol binding; fatty-acyl-CoA binding. The record is from RefSeq and is a predicted model, not a curated record. The transcript has 16 exons. Gene Ontology annotation, biological process: cholesterol metabolic process; cholesterol efflux.
AGACUUACUCAAAAACACACUCCAGCUCCUCUCUCAGCGGGAAUCACUGAGUGAAACGGUGCCUCUCACCCUGUGGACGACUGACUGUGCCCAAGGCUAGAAGACUGUGAUCCUCAACGUGAGUCCCUGUAGAUAGUGCUGUGUGCUGCGGCCCACUCCAGUGGUAACCAUGGCGACUGCAGAGCCGCCAAAUGGACUGUGGCACAGAAACAACAAGGCCCAUCAGUCAGAUGAGCUCUCCAGCCAUGCUGGGAGCCAUGAUAAUGUGCAGGAGGACAAUCUGAGACAGUGGCAGAAACAUGCACAGAAGGUGAAGGUGAAAGUCCUGGAGCAGGUCCAGGAUCAGCUCAGCGAUAUUCUCGACAAUGCUCUGACCGAGUCCGUCCAGCCCUUCACCCACAUCCAGCCGACCGUAAACGGAAAGAUGACACGAAAGCCCUCAUCCAGAUCUCAGAAAAUGGAUAAUGGAAAAGUGUUUAUGGACAGAGCAUCACUGUUGGAUGAACUGUUUGAGAUCAGUCACAUCAGAACCAUCUACCACAUGUUCAUAGCCGUGCUCCUCAUCUUCUUCCUGAGCACACUGGCUGUCGACUAUAUCGACCAGGGCAGGUUGGUCUUGGAGUUUGACCUGCUUUUCUUCGCCUUUGGGAAGCUGGGGACAGUCACCUGGGCUUGGGGUGUGAUGUUCGUCUACACGCUGCUCGUUCCCUACUACACCCUGGUGUUUUGGGGUUCCCUGUACCACAGCUUGUCCUCCAAGUUGGGGCUGUCUCUGGGGACAGGGUUGAUCUUGUGUGCCGUACAGACCUGUGUUCUGGGGCUGUUUCCGAUCUAUACAGUCGUAAACAACCAGCUGCCACCAGCUUCACGGUUCAUUGUGAUACUGGAGCAGAUACGAUUCCUGAUGAAGAGCUACUCCUUCAUGAGAGAAACUGCUCCUGUUGUAAUGAGGAACACACCAAAGGAAGGAGAAAGUCCCAGAUUCCCAACAUUUUCCAGCUACCUGUACUUCCUCUUCUGUCCAACUCUCAUCUACAGGGAAUCAUAUCCGCGAAACACCCACAUCAGAUGGAAUUAUGUUGGCGUUACUCUUGGCAUGAUCUUGGGCUGCCUUUUUUAUGGCUACUUUAUUCUGGUGCGCCUCUGCAUGCCCGUCUUCAGACUUGAGACAAACCAGCUGUUUAGUAAACGGACCAUGGUUCUAGCUGUGUUCCACUCAAUAUUACCAGGUAUAAUGCUCCUUCUGUUGUGUUUCUUCGCCUUCCUGCACUGCUGGCUCAACCUCUUCGGGGAGCUGCUGCGCUUCGCUGACAGGAUGUUCUACAAGGACUGGUGGAACUCUACAUCCUUUGCCAACUAUUACCGUACCUGGAAUGUAGUGGUUCAUGACUGGUUGUAUUACUACGGAUACAGAGACUUCCUCUGGCUGUCGAAAAGGAAAUUCCGCACAGCUGCCAUGCUCUCCGUGUUCAUCGUCUCCGCUGUCGUCCAUGAGUACGCCUUGACAUUGGGCUUCGGCUUCUUCUACCCGGUCAUGUUCUGCCUCUUUGCAGUCUUUGGAGUGGUCUUCAAUUUUACCAUGAAUGACAAGCGUCAGAACCCUGCGUUCAACGUCAUCAUGUGGGCGUGUCUCUUCCUCGGCCAGGGCAUCCAGGUGUGUCUGUACAGCCAGGAGUGGUACGCCCAAAUACACUGCCCGCGGAAAGAGAAUAGUUUUUGGGAGCUGGUAACGCCUCGAUCCUGGUCCUGCAGCUACCAGAGAUGAGGCUGCCUUUCUCCUGGGCUGGAGGGAUAAAUGAUGACAAGAUGGAGGUCUGAAAAUCACAAUGGACUAAACAUAAAUACGAAAGCACAGAAGGAAAACUUGAAAGAGAUGUAAAUAUAAAAGGAUUUCUGUUUUUAGCAUGUAAAGAUUUUCUUGGGUCAAGAUGUGACUAUGACUAGUUGUUUUUAUGUUGUGUGACUGAUGUGACUGAUAUGUCACUGGUCUAUCACCUCUGAAUUAUUUCAACUUUUUAUUUGUACUGAUACCAUUAAAUAGUUUUUAAUAACUCGGGCUGUGUAAACCGUUCUUGAAAAAUGAUUUUCAUGGACUGAUAUAAUACUGUAAGCAAACUGUUGCACAUUAAUAAACUUGUUUAUUGACUGAAGUGUUGUUUGGUCAAGUGUGUAGCAAUUAAAAAAAAACUAAACACA